AUGGGAUACGACCCUCACGUGCCGCCAAGACAAGAAAUACCUGUCAAGCCAGAGCAAUUUGCACCCACCAUGCCUGCUGCCCCAAUAGAUCCAGCUCACGGCAUCGAUGUGAGAACGAAAUUCCCUGUUGCUCGGAUCAAACGAAUCAUGCAAGCGGACGAAGAUGUUGGUAAAGUUGCUCAAGCAACCCCCACUGCAGUUGCCAAAGCCUUGGAACUGUUUAUGAUUGCUUUGGUGAGCAAGGGUGCAGCAGAAGCCAAGGCCAAUCGAUCAAAACGAGUCACGGCUCAGCACCUCAAGGCUGGAUUGAUGAAAGACGGGACAUAUGAUUUCCUGACUGACAUCUGUGAAAGCAUCCCAGAUGAAGGGUCCAAAAAGGGACGAGCCAAAUCCGAGGCCAAAAGUGAAGACAGUGAAGACGACAUUGCACCCAAGAAGAAAGCCAAGGGAGGAAAGAAACGCAAGGCCGACACUAGUGAUGACAGCGACUGA
Molecule: messenger RNA, 492 nt
Organism: Exophiala bonariae
Lineage: Eukaryota; Fungi; Ascomycota; Eurotiomycetes; Chaetothyriales; Herpotrichiellaceae
Exons: 2
Coding region: 1-492 (163 amino acids)
Biological process (GO): transcription by RNA polymerase II
Cellular component (GO): nucleus; negative cofactor 2 complex
Molecular function (GO): protein heterodimerization activity; core promoter sequence-specific DNA binding; RNA polymerase II general transcription initiation factor activity
Source: RefSeq, a predicted model, not a curated record